UGCGUGUGGAUGGGCUGACAGGUAAUAUCCAGUUUGACCAGUAUGGUAAAAGAGUCAACUACUCCGUCAACGUGAUGGAACUGAAGAACACUGGACCAGUUAAGAUUGGCUACUGGAAUGAAGUGGACAAGAUGGUGGUGACUAAACUAGACAUCUUCCCCAACGACACUAAUGGGAUGGAGAACAAGACUGUUAUCGUCACAACUAUCCUGGAAGCCCCAUACGUGAUGCUAAAGAAGAAUGCUGAGUUGUUCCUAGACAAUGACCGUUACGAAGGCUACUGCGUCGACCUGGCAGCAGAGAUCGCUAAGCACUGUGGGAUACGCUACCAGCUAAGGAUUGUGGGAGAUGGAAAGUACGGAGCUCGAGACGCUGAAACCAAGAUCUGGAACGGGAUGGUUGGAGAGCUGGUGUACGGGAAAGCAGACAUAGCCGUAGCCCCUCUCACUAUCACCUUGGUCCGAGAGGAGGUGAUCGACUUCUCCAAGCCAUUCAUGUCUCUGGGCAUCUCCAUCAUGAUCAAGAAGCCCCAGAAGUCUAAACCAGGGGUUUUCUCCUUCCUGGACCCGCUGGCCUAUGAGAUCUGGAUGUGUAUAGUGUUUGCCUACAUCGGUGUGAGCGUGGUGCUGUUCCUGGUGAGCCGGUUCAGCCCGUAUGAAUGGCACAUGGAGGAGUAUGAGGAUGGCCAGCUGCCCACCAGCGAGUCCUCUAAUGAGUUUGGGAUCUUUAACUCUCUGUGGUUCUCUCUAGGAGCCUUUAUGCAGCAAGGCUGUGAUAUCUCCCCAAGGUCUCUAUCAGGACGUAUAGUGGGUGGUGUGUGGUGGUUCUUCACUCUAAUCAUCAUCUCGUCCUACACGGCCAACCUGGCUGCCUUCCUCACUGUGGAGAGGAUGGUUUCUCCUAUAGAGGGAGCAGAGGACCUGGCUAAACAGACAGAGAUCGCCUACGGGACCCUGGAUUCUGGCUCUACCAAGGAGUUCUUUAGGAGGUCGAAGAUAGCACUGUUUGACAAGAUGUGGCAGUACAUGAAGUCAGCAGAGCCGUCUCCGUUUGUGAAGAAGACAGCGGAGGGGGUGCUGAGAGUCAGGAAGUCCAAGGGGAAGUACGCGUACCUUCUGGAGUCCACCAUGAACGAGUACAUCGAGCAGAGGAAACCCUGCGACACCAUGAAGGUGGGAGGGAACCUGGACUCUAAAGGAUACGGCAUCGCAACGCCAAAGGGCUCCCCAUUAAGAGUGCCAGUAAACCUAGCGGUGUUGAAACUCAGUGAACAAGGAGUCUUAGACAAGCUAAAGAACAAGUGGUGGUACGAUAAAGGGGAAUGUGGAACCAAGGACUCAGGAAGUAAGGAGAAGACCAGUGCUCUGAGCCUCAGCAACGUAGCAGGUGUGUUCUAUAUCCUGGUUGGAGGGCUGGGUCUGGCCAUGCUGGUAGCCCUGGUGGAGUUCUGCUACAAGUCCCGGGCCGAGGCCAAGAGAAUGAAGAUGACAUUUACAGAUGCCAUGCGGAGUAAGGCCAGGCUGUCCAUCACGGGGUCCUCUGGGGAGAACGGGCGUGUUCUGACCCCUGACUUCUCUCACCCUCCUGACUUUCCCCGCGUCCCCUACCUCCGACCAGGACUACCCAUGAGCCUCAGCAUGACUGACCUCUCCUGACCACUCCCUCACAGUGCCUUACAGCCAAUCAGAUCACAGAGAGCUGCCGGCCAACUCCACAUCAACCCAUCACGUUUUUCAGAGGACUGGACUUCCUUCCCGCCCUCUUCUCUGAUUGGGCAGACAGCUCUGGGCUGGUGAUGUCAUCACUCUUCCCCUCUAAUCUCUCCCGGGAAGUGAAAACAACCAACCACGGCACACCUAUCCAUUUCCAUAGUGACCAGCUCUGAUUCAAGCACACGAGACUUCAGCUGCAUCAGACGCGAUUUUAUAAAGCAAGUUGAUCAACUUCACAGGGGAAAUAAUUAUAUUUUUUAAGUAUUUUCAAAAGCUUCCAUUUAGUAGAGUGAGUCAAUAUGAUCGCCUGUAUACUCCGACUUCACUACCGCUCUGUACAUAGGACUAGUUAUAACAAUAAUAAUAACAAUAAUGUUAUAUUAAUUAUAUGAAUAAUAACUAUAAUAAUGAUGAUAAUAAUGCUUGCUCUGAACCCUAACCCCUGUUUUCACUAGAGACAUAGUUUGACCUCUGAACCCUAACCCCUGUUUUCACUAGAGACAUAGUUUGACCUCUGAACCAUAACCCCUGUUUUCACUGGAGACCUAGUUUGACGUCUGAACCCUGACCCCUGUUUUCACUAAAAACCUAGUUUGACCCUAAAACAACAGAUGGCACUGAGGCCAGAAACUAAAAAUAGACAUAUAUGGCCCAUGAACAACAGACAUACUGUAUAUGGCCCAUGAACAACAGACAUACUGUAUAUGGCCCAUGAACAACAGACAUACUGUAUAUGGCCCAUGAACAACAGACAUACUGUAUAUGGCCCAUGAACAACAGACUUUGGUCUUUAUAUGGACAAAAGACAGUGCCAUAAUAGAGUACCAAUGCCAAGUACAGGAGAGUGCCAAAAGAGGGACUUGAACCAAUGAGCUGGUUCAGCCAAAAGAGGGACUUGAACCAAUAAGCUGGUUCAGCCAAAAGAGGGACUUGAACCAAUAAGCUGGUUCAGCCAAAAGGACGAGAACCAAUAAGCGGGUUCAGCCAAAAGGACUUGAACCAAUAAGCUGGUUCAGCCAAAAGAGGGACUUGAACCAAUAAGCUGGUUCAGCCAAAAGGACAACAACCAAUGAGCUGGUUCAGCCAAAAGGACGAGAACCAAUAAGCUGGUUCAGCCAAAAGGAUGAGAACCAAUAAGCGGGUUCAGCCAAAAGGAUGAGAACCAAUAAGCUGGUUCAGCCAAAAGGACUUUAACCAAUAAGCUGGUUCAGCCAAAAGGACUUGAACCAAUAAGCUGGUUCAGCCAAAAGAGGGAGUUGAACCAAUGAGCUGGUUCAGCCAAAAGGGGGACUUGAACCAAUAAGCUGGUUCAGCCAAAAGGACGAGAACCAAUAAGCUGGUUCAGCCAAAAGGACGAGAACCAAUAAGCUGGUUCAGCCAAAAGGACGAGAACCAAUAAGCUGGUUCAGCCAAAAGGACAAGAACCAAUAAGCUGGUUCAGCCAAAAGGACGAGAACCAAUAAGCUGGUUCAGCCAAAAGGACGAGAACCAAUAAGCUGGUUCAGCCAAAAGAGGGAGUUGAACUAAUAACCAGCUAAUGCACAGUGACUCCCUCUAAAUUCCUGAUUACUUUACUACUGAACUCUGAUGAAGAUGAUGAUGGUGGUGGUAAUGAUGAUGGUAGGGGUGAUGAUAAUGGUAAUGAUGCUGAUGAUAAUGAUGAUGGUAAUGAUGCUGACAAUGGUAAUGAUGAUGAUGAUGAUAAUGUUAAUGAUGGUGAUGGUAAUGAUGGUAAUGAUGACGGUGAUGGUAAUGAUGGUGGUGAUGGUAAUGAUGGUAAUGAUGGUGGUGAUGAUGAUGAUGAUGAUGAUGAUGAUGUGUUUACUGUGCUCUACAAGCAGGACUAGUAGGGACAUGCAUGAUGGUGAUGAUGAUGAUGGUAAUGAUGAUGAUGAUGAUGAUGAUGAUGAUGAUGAUGAUGAUGAUGAUGAUGAUGAUGAUGAUGAUGAUGAUGGGACAUGCAUGCUUAUCUCUGCACCACAUUUCUGUUCUGACCCAGUUGUUAUUGUCACUGAAGACUCCGGUCACUCAGUCAGCCUCACAGGGGGCCACUUCCCUAUUAACAUGAUGUAUAGGUCAAUAUUACACAUUGAUUUAUUAUAGAUACUGAUCACUUUUAUAUUAUCUACCAAGCUGUGUUAGCACUGGUGAUGCUACUAGCGCUUCAACGCACUGGAUUUAAUGUAUAUAUAUCACUAAGUGGAGAGAGAGACAGGAGAGAGAGGAGAGAGAGGAGAAAGAGGAGAGAGAGGAGAGAGACAGAGAGACAGAGAGAGGGUGUGUGUGUGUGUGUGUGUGUGUGUGUGUGUGUGUGUGUGUGUGUGUGUGUGUGUGUGUGUGUGUGUGUGUGUGUGUGUGUGUGUGUGUGUGUGUGUGUGUGUGUGUGUGUGUGUGUGUGUAGGGUUAGAUUGAGGAUAUGGUUCUUGUUGCACACAGAGGACUCAGCACAAGCAACCUCUACACAGACAUAGAUAUACACUACACUAGAUCAAUACAGCUGUUUUCUAUAACUCUAUCUCUAUUAAAACCAACACAAUAGUGCAAGGUUUUACAUGUGUUCUACUCUACUACAUACCAACGUCAUCUAACCUGUACAGAACUCUCUCUGGGGACAUGAAGUCCCUCUCUUCUCUGUCUGGCCUGGUGACAUCACGCGCUCUUCUCUGCCACCUGCUGGACACUCUACACACUGCUGCCAGACAGAAGAGAAGUGUGGCCCGUGUCUGAAAUCUGUCUUUCCCUACUACAUAAUGUAUACUAAUCAUACUACAUACUAUUUAGAAUGUAGUGUUUGGUAUAAAUAUAUUCAGUAAGCAGCAUGUCAACAUCCUACCCUCAUCCACACUGAGAAGGCUUCAUCUAAUCAGCAAUUGUGUUGGUUGAUAGUCAGUCCUCGGAUCUCAUCAACUGAUUAUGAAAAGACCAGUCUCUUCCUCAAUAUUCAGUGAAUUCUACUAGAUAAGGACCAGUCUCUUCCUCAAUAUUCAGUGAAUUCUACUAGAUGAAGACCAGUCUCUUCCUCAAUAUUCAGUGAAUUCUACUAGAUGAAGACCAGUCUCUUCCUCAAUAUUCAGUGAAUUCUACUAGAUGAAGACCAGUCUCUUCCUCAAUAUUCAGUGAAUUCUACUAGAUAAGGACCAGUCUCUUCCUCAGUAUUCAGUGAAUUCUACUAGAUAAAGACCAGUCUCUUCCUCAAUAGAGUUCAGUGAAUUCUACUAGAUAAGGACCAGUCUCUUCCUCAAUAGAGUUCAGUGAAUUCUACUAGAUAAGGACCAGUCUCUUCCUCAAUAUUCAGUGAAUUCUACUAGAUGAAGACCAGUCUCUUCCUCAAUAUUCAGUGAAUUCUACUAGAUGAAGACCAGUCUCUUCCUCAAUAUUCAGUGAAUUCUACUAGAUAAGGACCAGUCUCUUCCUCAGUAUUCAGUGAAUUCUACUAGAUGAAGACCAGUCUCUUCCUCAAUAUUCAGUGAAUUCUACUAGAUAAAGACCAGUCUCUUCCUCAAUAUUCAGUGAAUUCUACUAGAUAAGGACCAGUCUCUUCCUCAAUAUUCAGUGAAUUCUACUAGAUAAAGACCAGUCUCUUCCUCAAUAUUCAGUGAAUUCUACUAGAUGAAGACCAGUCUCUUCCUCAAUAUUCAGUGAAUUCUACUAGAUGAAGACUAGUCUCUUCCUCAAUAUUCAGUGAAUUCUACUAGAUGAAGACCAGUCUCUUCCUCAAUAGAGUUCAGUGAAUUCAACUAGAUGAAGACCAGUCUCUUCCUCAAUAUUCAGUGAAUUCUACUAGAUAAAGACCAGUCUCUUCCUCAAUAGAGUUCAGUGAAUUCAACUAGAUGAAGACCAGUCUCUUCCUCAAUAUUCAGUGAAUUCUACUAGAUAAGGACCAGUCUCUUCCUCAAUAGAGUUCAGUGAAUUCUAUUCAAUAAAGACUAGUCUCUUCCUCAAUAUUCAGUGAAUUCUACUAGAUAAGGACCAGUCUCUUCCUCAAUAGAGUUCAGUGAAUUCUACUAGAUAAAGACCAGUCUCUUCCUCAAUAUUCAGUGAAUUAUACUAGAUAAAGACCAGUCUCUUCCUCAAUAUUCAGUGAAUUCUACUAGAUAAGGACCAGUCUCUUCCUCAAUAUUCAGUGAAUUCUACUAGAUAAAGACCAGUCUCUUCCUCAAUAGAGUUCAGUGAAUUCUACUAGAUAAGGACCAGUCUCUUCCUCAAUAUACAGUGAAUUCUACUAGGUAAAGACCAGUCUCUUCCUCAAUAUUCAGUGAAUUCUACUAGAUAAGGACCAGUCUCUUCCUCAAUAGAGUUCAGUGAAUUCUACUAGAUAAAGACCAGUCUCUUCCUCAAUAGAGGAAGUGAAUUCUACUAGAUAAAGACCAGUCUCUUCCUCAAUUGAGGAAGUGAAUUCUAUUAAAUAAAGAACAGUCUCUUCCUCAAUAGAGUUCAGUGAAUUCUACUAGAUAAAGACCAGUCUCUUCCUCAAUAGAGUUCAGUGAAUUCUACUAGAUAAAGACCAGUCUCUUCCUCAAUAGAGUUCAGUGAAUUCUACUUGGUGAAAAGCCCAAAUGUGUAUAACAUUUAAAACUCUACAUUUUCACCCUUUUUAUUUCCAUACCCAUCUGCCUAAUGUUUAGAACGCCAGUAGGGAUAUUCGGACACGCCCCCCGACUGUCAUGUCCUCGUUUUCAGAGUUCUGUGUUCAGAUGAUCAGUACCUCACCUCUACAGGUGUGCGUUCUUUCUUUCUUCUAUCUAAACUGUUCCUGUGUGUUUAUAUAUAACAAGGUUAUAAUUAAGAGUCUCAAAGUGUUUUGGAACUGGACUGUGUGCCAUCUGACUGAUUUAUUUUUAGGGACUGUUUUUAAAUAAAGAUUGCCAUAAGCUUCUUCA
This is a messenger RNA of Oncorhynchus keta (chum salmon), 6592 nucleotides long. RefSeq names its product glutamate receptor 4-like. The transcript is spliced from 9 exons. The coding region runs from base 75 to 1655 and encodes 526 amino acids. Lineage: Eukaryota; Metazoa; Chordata; Actinopteri; Salmoniformes; Salmonidae. Gene Ontology annotation, biological process: synaptic transmission, glutamatergic; monoatomic ion transport; modulation of chemical synaptic transmission. Gene Ontology annotation, cellular component: dendritic spine; postsynaptic membrane; plasma membrane. The record is from RefSeq and is a predicted model, not a curated record. Gene Ontology annotation, molecular function: transmitter-gated monoatomic ion channel activity involved in regulation of postsynaptic membrane potential; AMPA glutamate receptor activity.